AUGGGAAUUGGUUGUAAAGCAGCUGUUUAUUCUUACUCUAAUUGUAGUACAAGCUAUUUAUUUGAUUCAUGUUGCCAUUCUUAAAGUAAUUUCAAAAACCAUAUUUUGUUCCAGAAUUAUUAUCUAUUAUCACAUUGCACCAUUCAGAUAUUAAAUUUUGCCACUUAUUCUAUAAAUGCAUAUACAUUUAUAUGGGCAUUAAAUAGAAGCUUUUCAGAUCAUAUUGCAAAGUAUUUGAUUUUAUUUGAUAUUUUUUCUAUUGUAAAUUUAUUAAUAAAGAUUGCAAUCAAGCUUCCUGUUAAUAAUGUUGCGACAGUCUUUUUAAGUUCAUAAUGUUUGUGUUUCAGCAGUGCACCACCAAUUUCUUUAGCAUGCUAUGAAUUUUGUUUAUUUCUUAAUACAACAUUCUUAAUCGCUUAUUAAAGUGCUAAACUUCUUUGA
Paramecium tetraurelia is the source of this 441-nucleotide messenger RNA. RefSeq lists its product as uncharacterized. Lineage: Eukaryota; Ciliophora; Oligohymenophorea; Peniculida; Parameciidae. The record is from RefSeq and is a predicted model, not a curated record. The transcript has a single exon.